Messenger RNA from Cottoperca gobio, 7075 nucleotides. RefSeq names its product melatonin receptor 1Bb (gene mtnr1bb). The coding region runs from base 782 to 1876 and encodes 364 amino acids. Gene Ontology annotation, molecular function: melatonin receptor activity. The transcript is spliced from 4 exons. Lineage: Eukaryota; Metazoa; Chordata; Actinopteri; Perciformes; Bovichtidae. The record is from RefSeq and is a predicted model, not a curated record. Gene Ontology annotation, biological process: G protein-coupled receptor signaling pathway. Gene Ontology annotation, cellular component: plasma membrane.
GAAAGGACAGUAAGAGGGGAGAGAAAGGGAGAGACACAUAAAGCCAGGUCAGAGGUAACAAUGAUGUUGUUGGAAUCGUGUCUCUCUCCGUCCUCACUCUGUGGAUUUCUCCACAUCCUGCUGUGUGCCCAUCUGAGGGCAUAUCUGUGAUAUUUACCACAGUGCCUCUUCGCCACACACAGCGCCGGCUGCGUCGUAGUUCAGCGCAUGGCAAGGACAUCACAAAUGGUAAGAGAAGACAAUUCAUUCCUCCGUUAGUGCAGAGAAUAGCAAAUUAAAUCACAAGGACUCCUGAGGCGGUACAAUGGUUUGACAUUUUUGAAAGGAUUCUUCUUACGUGGGCGCAUGGAUGGGAGUCGGAGAUGCCAAGAUGCAAGCCAGAGGCACUUGAGGAGGAUGAAGACUUGAAUAUGAGUUGACUGGACCUUCUUUUAUGAAAUAUUAUCCAAACGACAAAUAAGUUACAUUUGCUCACCAGGGAGGAGGUGUGGCGCCGUCGCGUGUCCGAUCAGCUUUUGGUGGCACGUGGAUGGAUGUAUUUUGUGUGAAGAAAAACAAAGCGAAGAGUUGAUGUAACAAUAUAUAUAUAGGACACACAUGAACACCACAUGAUAUCAAGUAACUCAUAUCGCCUAAGUAUCAGACUUGACGUGCGCUCUGGAACUCGGGGAGGCAUCCAGGUGCGCUCCAUGUUUCGUUUGGGACACACCGGUACCGGCGGUACCUACGGGACAUAAAGCACAGUUGGGACUUGACAGCAGCGUUGGGCUGUGGGCCAGUGAUGCCGGACACAUUCACAAUCAUAAAGAACCGGACAGAGCCACGGCUGGGGCAGCUAGAGCGCACACUGGCCACGGACGGGAACGCCCGCCCUGCAUGGGUCAUAGCAAUCCUGGCCAGCGUUUUGAUCUUCACCACGGUGGUAGACGUGCUGGGGAAUCUGCUGGUGAUCAUCUCGGUGUUCAGGAACCGCAAACUGAGGAACUCGGGUAAUGUGUUUGUGGUGAGUUUGGCCUUUGCUGACCUUGUGGUAGCCUUCUACCCCUACCCCUUGGUUCUCUAUGCUCUCUUCCAUGACGGAUGGGCACUGGGAAACACACAAUGCAUGGUCAGCGGUUUCGUUAUGGGCCUGAGUGUCAUUGGUUCCAUUUUCAACAUCACUGGGAUUGCAGUGAACAGAUACUGCUACAUCUGUCACUCAUUCUCCUACAGUCGGCUGUACAGCUAUCGCAACACUCUGCUGUUUGUUGCCUUAAUUUGGGUACUGACAGUAUUGGCCAUUAUCCCCAAUUUCUUUGUUGGCUCCCUGCGCUACGACCCGCGGGUCUACUCCUGCACCUUCGCUCAGAAUGUCAGCAGCUCCUACACAGUGGCGGUAGUGGUGGUUCACUUCCUGGUUCCCAUUGCAGUGGUUACUUUCUGCUAUCUACGUAUCUGGGUACUUGUGAUUCAGGUGCGACGUAAAGUGAAGACAGAGGAGAGUCCUCGCCUCAGACCAAGUGACUUGCGGAAUUUCAUCACCAUGUUUGUGGUCUUUGUGCUGUUUGCCAUCUGCUGGGCUCCACUUAACCUGAUUGGCUUGGCGGUGGCCAUAGAUCCGUCCCGUGUGAUUCCUCGUAUUCCCGAGUGGCUUUUUGUGGUCAGCUACUUCAUGGCCUACUUCAAUAGCUGUCUCAAUGCCAUCAUCUAUGGCUUACUCAACAGGAAUUUCAGGAACGAGUACAAACGCAUUGUCACCUCCAACUGGGUGGCUCGGCUCUUUGUGACAGAGAGUUCGCGAGCCGCCACGGACGGCAGGAGCAUGAGGAGCAAGCAAUCGCCGCCUCCGCCGCUCAACAACAACGUGUCGGUCAGAGAUCGUUUAAACAAAGAAUGAAAUGAUUAUCCAUGAGCCUGUUAAAUGGUGAUUCCUGUUUGUAUGUGACAUCCAGUCAGUUGUGCAGCUAAAGAGUAUCAAGUAACGGAUGAAACUGGAAUACAUGGAUUGGUUGACAUCGAUCAGAACAGGGCGCAGGUGUGGAGAAGUUUUUAAAUCAUUUUUAAAGCUGUGAAGAAUUAUAUAAUUAAUAGGAGUUCUUGAAAGUUUAUGGUUUGGAAGUUGUUGCUCAACAACUUUGCUAAAGUGCUAAAUAAGGAGUUUCCUCUGUGAUUCUCAAACACCAAGCAUUAACAGAGAUGUCCUGGGAGAACAGAGCCAUGCAUUGCAGUUUCACUUUGCUCAUACUCUAAAACUAAUCUGAAUGGUACAUUAAUAAUUCAUAAAAAAUGUAAUAUCCUUUAAUGUCUGCUGCUGUAGACUGGGGGUAACCACUGUUAAACAUAAACCCCUCUUUAGUAACUUCAAAAGCCUCAAAUAGUACAACUCGCCUCACCUGAAUGCUAGAUUGGUCAAAGAGGAGAUAAUGUCAGUCUGUCUUUAAUGUAUAGCAUCAGUCUGAUGGGGUUUGACGUGGUGACAGUAAUGUUGCAGUAGCAUGCACAUCAUGCUGCCUGGUCUGACUCGUUUGCACUGAAAAGAACGACAAACAAAAACUUAGUAAUGAACAUAAUACAAUAAUUCAGGAAAUGAACAAGUCAUGCACAAAACUAGCACCACAUCAUGAACGACGUGACAAUUUACAUGGUUGUUUUAGUUUUUGAACGUUCCAAAACCAAUGUUGCAUGUGGUGUAGCAGGUGGAGGACACCUACAUAUCUAUUGCUGCUGUAUCCAUCCUUUUGCACAACACCUUGCUACCAGUACUACUUCUACAUUGACCGUUAUGUAACUUUAUCCAAAUACCAAAGUAUAGGAUACGUCACUGUAGGCUGCAUGUAAAGCCUCCCUUGAUUUUAUAUGUUGAAUAACCAAAGUUUUAUACACUGACCAAAAACAAUUUGACAAAAAAAUAGCCUACCUUUUUUUCUAAAGGCUAAACGUUAGUUUGAUAUCAAAUAGAAAAGUUAUUGUUAAACUUUUCUUUCCCCAAAAUAUUCCAUUAAUUUUCAUUGAAUAAAGUUUAGUCUUAGCUUUCUAACCUCUGAAAUAUGAGUUUGACACAGAACAUAAAAACAAUCUUAACAUACAGUUUACUGUACCAAUCUUUGCAGAUGUUUCAUCAAAAGCGUAAUUAUAGCAAACUGUAUAUAGCUUGUAUGGUUACAUAACAUAUAAAACAGUAUACAGAAAUAUUUAAACAAUAGUCAUUUGUAACCAAAUGAAACUGUGGAGACAGGGCUACUGAGGGAAGGAAACAAAAUAAAUAUGAAUUCACUGUAAACCUACAAUGGAAGGCACCAUUUGAUUUAUAGAACACCAGUGGUGGAGAGUGAGUACAUUUACUCAAGUACUGUACUUAAGUACAAUUUGAAAGUAUUCUUUGAGUUGCUUUAAGUUUAUUUUGAUACUGAUACUUUUAUACUUUUGCUUGUACUUCCACCACUGGAGUACACCCACAUUGCAGGACAGAGUGACAGUUAGACUUCACACAGUGAGAGCACAACUCCAUACACUGGUGCCAACAUAUUAACAAAAUCGCAAUGCAAUAAGUUGCCAAGAGCAACAGCAUGGAUAAUUCUUUAUGCAAACAAACACUCUGCUAUGCAAUUCGAAACAAAGUCUUCGUCACCAUCCAAAAUGGGUUGCAUGUAAAAAUCCUAUCCAGUUAACUGAAGAUAGUCCCUCACUUUAGUAUAUUCAUAUAUUUUACCGAGUCACUGCAAUAUGAUGCUCCUCUCCAGGCCACACAGCAAGCGGACAAAAGGGACUGAGAAACAUAGCAAGUUCAGGAUGUUCUCCCGCUUCUAUGUAAGAAAGCCUCCAGUCCCUGGAAAAGGUGAUAAAUACAUGUACUGCACGUGCAGCAAGUAAUAAAGAAGCACAGUUUCCUCUGCCCACUACAUCAUAUGCAAAAUGUCAGUGGUGAUUCUUAUUCUUCAUUCUGAACUACUUAUGCAACAUUUUAGCUUUUCAUUUCAUAGGUAAUGUAUCUUUGUAGUUCAUUUAUUGUCUGAAAAAAUAAUAAUAAUUCACCAGGGACACAUUUUGAUGCUUUCACUGUGGAUAAACAAACACAACGAGUAUAUUAAGGGAAGGGUUUCAGAGUGAUAGUGUCACUUAGUUGUAUUUAUCUGACAGAAGAGUGACAUUCAUUGCCUCUUAACUGAACAGUAUGUUUUAGAGUUGUUGAGAAGUUACAGCUCAUAUCUGUAUUCCCAUCUCAGGGUGCCUACCGAACAUUUAGUCGUGCUACAUUGUUGUCCGAAACAUUUGCAGUUGAUUAGCUGCCAUAUAAGGAAGUCUGAAGACAUUUCAAAUGAAUUUUUUGUUAUUUAGUGUCAAUGUGGUUUUUAAAUGUGGUAUAUUGUUAUUGGAGAUGUAUUUGAAAUGUGUUUUUUUAUCUGAGCUCAAUAACCCGACACAAUUAACAAUAUAUUACCGGAUAAUGCUUAACCUCUCUUUCCAUUAACUAUACUACGGUGGCAAAGUGCAUCAAAAACAACCUCUUGCUUAAUUGGCAUGUACAUUGCUUCGCUACAAAUACAUUUGUUUUUCAGUGUGGAGUGAUGGCAUCAAGUUAUAAUUACAAAUUAGAUAGAAUAUAAUUGUAUUAAUUAUUAUUAUUAUUAUUAAUAUAUUAUUAGUGUUACUUACUACUAAUAAUAAAAAAUAUAUAUCAAAAUAUACAAAUUUCAAAGAAUUGCAAACCAAGUUCAUCAAAAUAAUUAAUAAAAGUUGUUUUUUUACACAUUUAAAUUCACCACACAUUUGUGUGUUCUUAUACAGGGUAAAAAUGUGCAAAGCCAUAGAUCAAGAAUGGUAACAGAUGCAAAGCUCAAAGUCGUGCUAUAAAUAUUCAUGAGACCAGGACAGAUGCGAGGGGUUUGCAAGCAGAGAAUGGAAGCAAACAUUUUGACAUUUGCGGUGCAAAGUAGAGGUUGAAAACAGGGGCAUGUAAAAUCUUUGUUGAAGAGAUGGGAUUUAGAUAAUUCUAGGAGUGACCGUGCUGUCGUGACCAGAGAGGUGAGAAGGUCAUUCCACCACUGGGGAAGCAGGAGUGGUGUCCAGGUCGCUGCAGGAAAGAAGAGCUUAACAAAACAAAAGGGACGUUGUUAUGGUGUUGAAAAAAUCUAUUGCUCUAACAUCUGAAAAGUGUUUUAGAGGCACUUAUAGGGAAGCAAAGCAACAAUUUAAACCAAAGAAACGUGCAUAGUUGAAGAGCGUUAGGUGUACAUACACUUUGUUGAGUUAUUGCUGGGGAAAAUAUUGAAUUCACCUUGGGUCCUUUAAGGUCUUUUUUCAUUCAAAAGUACUGCCUUACAGUUAAUACAAUAGUGUUGAAUCUUAAUUAUGGCAUGUGCCAUUUUUUCUAUUAAAAACAAACCUUUUCACAAAACUUAGUUUGCCUCCAUACUGCUUCUUUUUAUGCACGCGUCUAUAGAAAGUUCUCUCUUCAGCGUGGCGCAGAACUACACAUGCCAGCCUCAGGCAAGAGACUCAAUUGCCAAAACAGAAGAACAAAUGUUAUCUUUUUCUUUUUUGUGUUUUUUCUUUCUAUAUACCCUACAGCAACAUUAUGUAACUAUGUUCAUUUAUGUUUCCUAUGCUCACUGUCGGCACCCUUACUUUGGACCUUUUUUCUCCAUGACAUCUUGCUCGCCAGUGAGAUUCACAUACCUUAUUUGUACAGCGCAACUUCACAGCUUUAGUUUUCUAAACUAACCACUCUGCUGCAAUUCCUCACUGGGGUUAAAUACAGAACAAUCAGGUAAUGAUUUAGUCUUCUAAAUUCUAAGACAAAUCUUGUUUUCAAAAUUGGAAAGCUGGCCGUAUUUAAAUGAUAAAAAUAAAAAGGUAAAAAGUAAACUAUUUACUCGUUUUGUUUUACUUUUAGAGUUUCUAUGUAGCCAAAGUUUAUAAAGACUGACAGACAAUUUUAUUCUCUGGCACAUAAAUGCAUGCCAUACGGUGAGCUGCUUAUUUUCAGGAAACGUAUCCUGCUGUUUGAUUGCCAUGAUUGCGCGUGUUUGCACCAGGUGAGAUGCUGCAGCACAGUGUUUAGUUUGUUUCCCACAGCAGAAGCUUCAAGUGUGCUAUGAUUGUAACUGAGGGGGAAUUUUUUUUUAAUUUUCUUAGUAGAAAAACUGUGAACUUAUGUUGACUUUUAGUUUGAAAUGAAAAAGACAUAUUCUUGGAAAUAAAAGUCUGCCUUCAAAAUAAACACACAAGGAAGUAAGCAGUGAAGGUCGUCACUGAAAGAUGAAAGCUAAGGUUUAUAUGCGCUACUAAUCAUUUUGAGUGCUGUACUCAAUGAGACAACACACUCUCAAAUGUCAGCAUUAUGCUUUAUCCCCAACAUCUGUGCAUUAAAUUCAUGCAGGGUUGAAAUUUUCCCAAAAGAGGCUUUCCCUUUAGUUUCUCACUUUCAGACUUUUGCUUUUCUACCAUAUGAUCUUUUGCAGAAAAAGUAGCGCGAGUGAAACUUUGCAUAUGAAAAUGCUUGUAUUCAAUAGCUGCUAUAAACACAGUCGCUUCAUUUGACUUAUUUUUUUACGAGUGUAGUGUAUAAUUACAGGCCAUAGAUCACAAUAUAUUCUCAAAUCAAAUCAAAAGACUCUUAAUCACAUACAUGGAUCAAGGCUUUGGUAUGAUUUGAAAUACAACAUUGUGUUUUGAUCAGUGUUACUGUCUGCUAUGCAGAAACCUGGCAACCUCGUAAGCAGGUAUAAGAGAUCAUUUAAAUAUUCUCCUCUGGACACCCUCCAACUCUGAGCGACAUGGGACAUUCAGAGUAGAAAUGAUUGUCCUUUAUUUUCAUCUGGACGUACUCACCAUACAAUAGCCAGCUUUCUGUGUGUGUCAUACAUUGUUAUGUAACAGCAUGACAACAUCAGCUCACAGCUAAAGGCAGAAAAGGAUGCAACACUGAUCAAAUUAUGCGCUUACUUAUGAAAAUAAAAUGACAAGCCUUGGGAACGUACCGGUAAUUGAAUGCGCUUACAGUAUACUUCACAGGAAAUGCGAUGACGAAACACAGCAGUGUAGCUGUGUACGCAUAGAGUUUACAGACAGGGCAUCAAUCGACACAUGGAGUUAC